Molecule: messenger RNA, 1596 nt
Organism: Mesorhabditis spiculigera
Lineage: Eukaryota; Metazoa; Nematoda; Chromadorea; Rhabditida; Rhabditidae
Source: the annotation of a GenBank genome assembly
AUGCUGGAAAGUCUCAUCGAUAGCGGGAACUCCGCCGAAGACACCGAGGGCUGGGAGCAGCGAACAUUCGGCUGGACAGAAUCCAUAGAUGAAGCUUUGAAAACGGCGACAAUCAACUCGGUGUUGAGCGGCAAUGACACGCUGUUGUUGAUGAGCACCGGCGGCGGGAAGAGUCUGUGCUACCAGUUGCCAGCCGUGAUUGCAAAAGGUCUCACCUUGGUCGUAUCACCGCUUCUGUCAUUAAUCGAAGACCAAUUGCUACACCUGAAAGAGUUGGGCAUUGAGGCGGCUACGAUAAAUGCCAACACUUCGAAAGAAGAGGUUAAAAGAAUUGAAGAUGCGAUCACACGAAGAGAUUCAACAUUUCGGAUCCUCUACGUUACACCUGAGAAGCUGGCAAAAAGCAAGCGGUUCAUGAAUAAGCUUGAGAAAAGCAAUGAAAUUGGAUAUAUGAAGCUUAUCGCGAUCGACGAGGUCCAUUGUUGUUCUCAAUGGGGCCACGAUUUUCGGCCAGACUACAAAUUCCUCAACGUCCUCAAGCGACAAUUCAAAGAUGUUCCAAUCCUUGGUUUGACGGCGACAGCAACGGCAGCCGUUCUCGACGACGUGAAGAAAAUGCUCGGAAUUCCCGCUGCCCUCGUCUUCCGGUCCAGCUUCAAUCGGCCAAAUCUGAAAUACGAGGUCUUCCCGAAAACCGUGGAUGGCGUCAUGGUGCUCGCUAAGCUGAUUAAGGACCGAUUUGAUGGACAGUCGGGAAUUGUCUACUGUUUUUCGCGGAAAGACACCGAGGAGACAGCCGAUUCGCUACGGAAAUCGGGGCUGAGGGCGUUCUGCUAUCAUGCCUAUAUGGAAGAUCACGAUAGGAAAACGGUUCAUCAGCGCUGGGUUGCCGGAAACGUACAGAUCAUUGUCGCCACAGUGGCUUUUGGAAUGGGAAUCGAUAAACCGGAUGUGCGUUUUGUAAUCCACUACACCUUGCCGAAAUCUAUCGAAAAUUACUAUCAGGAGAGUGGACGAGCAGGCAGAGAUGGGCAACCGGCCACUUGUAUUCUUUUCUGGCGUAUUCAGGACAUGUUCAAACAAAGCACAUCUGUCUCGGCCGAACGUGGCGGCGUUCAGAAUCUCUACUCCGUUGUGGAUUAUGCGACUGGUGCAUCUGAUUGCCGUCGAAUAGCUCUAUCCAGUCAUUUUGAGGAGCCAUGGGAGACGGAUUGGUGUGGAAAAAAAUGUGACAUAUGUUGCGGCGAGCAAGAGGCUGAAGAAGUGGAUGGAUACGAGAUCCUAGAAAACGCGGUGGCUAUUAUGAAAAAGGAAAAGGACAAUCCGAAGAAGAGCAGCAACGGCAAGUUGACCGGAAAAAUGCUGGUCGAUAUGCUUGUACGUGACAACGGCCAAAAGCAGAUACUCAUCGAGUGCGUGCUGGCCAGGCUUCUCGUCCUGGGAUACCUGGCGGAAGAUUUUCACUACACCGCUUACUCCGUCAUCAGCUACAUGGAAGCCGGCCCCAAGUACAAGCAGCUUACGGCCAAGACAUUGCCGCUGAAGAUCAGCAAAGCGCUACCGGGCACAAACAGUCGGAAACGGCCACUAGCUGAA